Molecule: messenger RNA, 2457 nt
Organism: Triticum aestivum (bread wheat)
Lineage: Eukaryota; Viridiplantae; Streptophyta; Magnoliopsida; Poales; Poaceae
Product: G-type lectin S-receptor-like serine/threonine-protein kinase LECRK3
Exons: 1
Coding region: 1-2457 (818 amino acids)
Biological process (GO): protein phosphorylation
Molecular function (GO): protein serine/threonine kinase activity; ATP binding
Source: RefSeq, a predicted model, not a curated record
AUGAAGCCAUUAGGCGCAUCGUUACCUUUUGUUCUCCACCUUGCUUCCUUCCUCGCGCUCUUGCUCCACCAGCCUCAUCUGCUUGCAGCGCAGAGGCUCACAACCGGAUCGACACUCAGCCCCCCUGGCUACAUCACCUCCCCGUCAGGGGAAUUUGCCUUCGGCUUCCGGGCCCUCGACUCUGACCCCAGCAAGUUCCUCCUUGCUGUCUGGUUCAACUUCAACUUCACCCAGGCGCCCGACCCUGCACAGGAGAAGGUGGUGUGGUAUGCCAAGAACCUGGGUUCAGGCUCGGCCGUGAUGGCCACGGAGUUGUCCGUGUUCAGCAUCGGUCCACAGCUCUCCCUCACUGACAACACCGGUAGCAUAAUAUGGACAAACCCAGACCCUAGCCUACAAGCCGGCUCAAUUCUCGCGCUGCAAGACUCGGGCAACCUCCAGUUACUCGCUACCGGGGGAAUGCCCAUCACCUGGGAGAGCUUCCAGCACCCAACUGACACACUCCUCCCGGGUCAAUCGCUGGGCUCUGGAAAGGCUCUUCUGUCCAGGCGCUCCGACAUGGUCUUCUUCCCCGGCCGCUACAGCCUGCAGGUGCAAGGCGAUGGUAACAUCGUCUUGUACCUCACGAACCUUGCCACCGGCAACCUGGAUUCGCACAACGCAUAUUGGAGCACUAACACCUACCAGCCGGACAACCAGGCCGGCAACAUGACUAUUUUCUUUGACUCAUCGGGCCAUCUGUACUAUCAGAGCAAUGACAGCACUGUGGUUGACCUGAUACCCCCCCAUCCAAAGUCUAGGUUUGGUUACCACCAGCACGCAUCACUCGAUCCAGAUGGCAUCUUCCGCAUGUACACCCGACCGAAGAACGCCAUGGGAAGGAGAAACUUGUCGUGGGCAGUCACGGGACAGUUCCCAACCGAAGGUUGCAAGAUAAAAACCUCUAUGCAAGGUUUGUGUGGCCCCAACUCAUACUGUGUGUAUGGUCCUAACGACCGCCUCGAUUGUGAGUGCCCAAGCGGCUACUCCUAUGUCGAUUCUCAGCUCAGGUACAUGGGCUGCACACAGGGGUUCAUGUCGCAGAGUUGUGACGGGAAGAACCGCUCCGCCGAGUUUGGGGUUGUCAAGCUCCCGAACACCACUUGGGGAAACUCGCCAUAUGAAGGAUAUUCGCACACCACAGAGGAUCAGUGUGCAGACUCUUGCCUAAAUGACUGCCUCUGCGCCGCUGCUAUGUAUGAUGACAGUUAUUGUGCCAAGAUGGUGUCAUUGGCAGGAUAUGGACGGCAAGGAGGAGACGUCGUCAUGAAGGCAUUGAUAAAGGUACGGACGAGCAGUCCCUUGGAGCUGGCGCCACCGAGGAUAUUGCCUUAUGUAUUACUCGGUUGCUCGGGGUUCGUGUUGCUAUCCGCAAUAAGUAGUCUCAUGUUACAUUGGUACCUUAGGAAGAAGAACGCCAACCAUGACUUUGUGAGGGCUUACACUGCAAAAGAGCUUUACAGAGCCACCAAUGGCUUUUGUAAGUUGCUAGGCAGAGGUGGCUUUGGCGAGGUCUACCAUGGGGUGUUAAAGUCGCUACACUCUCCUGACAUAGCAGUGAAGAAGCUCAUCAGCUCCAAUGGUUACAGCGAGAGGGAGUUCGCGAAUGAGGUACAGUCCAUCGGCCAGAUCCACCACAGGAACCUAGUCCGCAUGGUUGGUUACUGCAAAGAGCAGGAGCAACGGAUGUUGGUGUUCGAGUUCAUGCCAGGUGGUUCCCUUCGGAGCUUCCUUUUCCAGCCUAAGCGACCAAUGUGGAGUUGGCGUGCCGAGGCAGCACUCGGUAUUGCCAAGGGCCUAGAGUACUUACACGAAGGAUGCAAUUAUCCAAUCAUUCAUUGUGACAUCAAGCCUGACAAUAUAUUGUUAGAUGACAAGAAAAAUCCAAAGAUUACUGAUUUUGGGAUUGCAAAGCUUCUUAGUGACCAGCAGAUGCACACCACGGUGACUAACAUCAGGGGCACAAGGGGCUAUAUUGCCCCCGAGUGGUUCCAAAGUGAUAGGCGCAUUGACACCAAGGUUGAUGUUUACAGCUUCGGCGUUGUGCUACUAGAGAUGAUAUGCUGCCGGAAGUGCCAGGAGCCAGUGACUGGGCUGGAUGGUGACGAUUCAGUCACACUGUUUUGGUGGGCUGGUCAGUUGGUCUGUCAUGGCAAGAUUGAGGUUUUGUUGCAUAAUGAAGACGACACCAUUGAGGAUUUGGUCAGAGUGGAGAGGUUCAUGCGUGUUGCACUCAGGUGCAUUGAGCAGAAUCCUUCGCUCCGUCCGACAAUGCACCAGGUGGUGCAGAUGCUGGAGGGCGUGGUUGAGGUCGACACUGUACCUGCUCCUACAAGCUCCGACUGUUCAUCGCCGUUGACCUCUUCGGUCGACGGGAGCACUCUGUUGCCAGGUGGUGCUAAUCUUGAGAUAGAGUGA